Messenger RNA from Saxophila tyrrhenica, 765 nucleotides. RefSeq lists its product as uncharacterized. NCBI's taxonomy places the organism in Eukaryota, Fungi, Ascomycota, Dothideomycetes, Mycosphaerellales, Extremaceae. The record is from RefSeq and is a predicted model, not a curated record. The transcript is spliced from 2 exons. Bases 1 to 765 code for a protein of 254 amino acids.
AUGUUCAAACCCUUCGACCGCGGCGCCAAAACAGCGCCCAGCAGCUACCCUCGAGUCCCCUUCCACCUCUUUCGAUGUUUCCAACUCAUAUCCAGCAUAAUCGUCGGAGGCAUCAUGGCAUACUUCACUUACCACCUUCGACACGAUAAUUACAAGGAGCCUUGGACUUUCAUCUGGCUGUUCUCCGCGUCCCUCGCAUCAAUCGCUGCAUUGACCGUCACGAUAUGCCUCCAUUGCCUGCUCGGUCUCAAUCCAAGACUCAAUAUUGGCAUCAAUGCUUUCCUUGCGGCGAUAUGGGCGCUCAGCUUCGGGCUCCUGACGUGGUACAUGACCGAUACGUUAGGCGAUGCAUGCGACACUGAGCAUUGGCACGAGGAUGUUGGGAUUAUGGUUUGCAGGAUAUACAAGGCUUUGUGGACAUUCACUUUGGUUGGACUUGGAGCAACCCUCGCAGCCCUCUUCCUCGACAUCUACGUCCACCGCAAGCAAACAAGCCGCGGCAUGUACAAACUCCCAGACCUUGAUGCGAAGCGACCGGGGGCCACUCAUGGGCCUUAUACAGAGACACCGAACAAUUACGGUUAUGGCGGUCUAUCUGCGCCGCGGGAGAGCGAGGUUUGGGAAGAGCCACGAAGGUCUACUGGACCGUAUAGCGAGCAAGCGGACACGCUCAUCAAUGAGAAUGCGAGAGACAUUUCGGACGAUGCGGUUUUUGGACGGUAUGAUACUGGAUAUCAAGGCGCUGGCGCGACCGUUUUGCGUUGA